AUGAGACCUUAUUGUCUGCAGCGAGCAGCUCUGGCAGCGUUCGGCCAGGAGAUCACACACUUACAGAGCAGAGGACAAAUGGUCCUUCCAGCAUGGAUCCCUUUGAGAUGGACUGAAACUUCCAGCAUUAAAACAAGCCGGUUUAUACCGCAGGUUCUGAAACACGUGGGCAGGAACGCCAUGGUUACCCACGAUGUUUCAGUGGAAAUGGCGGGAAACCUGAUUGGCCAGCGGGACUUCCUAAACGUCAGAUAUUCGUCCAAGAGCGAGUCACGUGUUUAUUUCGGCGGAGCCGCAACGUGGAUGGAGUCUCUGCCGCCUCAGCCCGGGUUUGUCAGAGCUGAAGAUGGACCGACCUGCAUCAUCCUGCAGUCGCUUCAGGACCGUCCCGACCGAAGUCGCUUCAUCUGGCUGCUCAACAUGGACAUCAGGGGUUGGCUGCCGCAGUCACUAGUGAACAAGGCUCUUCCUCAAGCACAAGUGGACUUCACUAAACACCUGCGGCGCCGGCUGGCUACACAACACCCAGAAAACAAGAGCUGAUGAGAGACGCUUAUGUCAGACGUCAACACUAUAGGAACACAGCCAUGCAACAUACACCUCAGACGAACAGGAUGAAAGUCAUGUGGAAGAUA
Molecule: messenger RNA, 635 nt
Organism: Sinocyclocheilus anshuiensis
Lineage: Eukaryota; Metazoa; Chordata; Actinopteri; Cypriniformes; Cyprinidae
Product: steroidogenic acute regulatory protein, mitochondrial-like
Exons: 5
Coding region: 1-543 (180 amino acids)
Biological process (GO): regulation of steroid biosynthetic process; intracellular cholesterol transport; steroid biosynthetic process
Cellular component (GO): mitochondrion
Molecular function (GO): cholesterol transfer activity; cholesterol binding
Source: RefSeq, a predicted model, not a curated record